Messenger RNA from Microbotryum saponariae, 2242 nucleotides. The record is from the annotation of a GenBank genome assembly. Lineage: Eukaryota; Fungi; Basidiomycota; Microbotryomycetes; Microbotryales; Microbotryaceae.
AUGCGCAACGCGUUCUCCCUCUUCGCGCUGCUUCAUGCCACCAGCUGGGCUCGAGCCCAAGUCUUACGGCCUCAUCCAUUGCAUGAUAGCAUUUCUUCCAGUGACCAAAUACAUCCCAGGGGCUUGGAAGAUUACUCUUUCGACAAGAAGAGCCUGUCUACUGCCCUGGAUCUCCUCGACGAGGAGCACGUCAUGUGGUCGGGCGAUAGAAGUGGGUCAGGUCUUGUCUUUCCCUCUCCACUCGAAGCUGAAUUUAGACUAACGCAACGUCUAUAAAUGAACCACAGCACCCGCGGGAGAUUUUCCAGUUGCGACCAUGCAUUUUGAGACCCACAGCAAGGAGAAGGUGGGACGUAUUUCCGUUUAGGAACCACUCAGGGGCCACCUCCUUUCUUCUUCAGACCUGAGGGCUAAUUGACACGGUAUUGCGGCUCGCGUGACAUUACCAUGCCAGGUUUUGAAUAUGCAACGUUUCUCUCGGCUAAUCUCUGAGGUAUCGUGCGGUGUGGGCCGGAUCUACAUCACGUUCAAGUCCCGCGUCGCGUUUGAUUAUGCUGCGCAGGCAUGGGAUUGGGUCCACUUGCAUUCCGAACGUGUCUUCACGUUGCUCGCUCAUUGGCGGGGUUGCAUGAACCCGGAAGGUCACUUCAUACCGUUUCACUUCAAAAAAGCUGUGCCCGAGGCCUCCACGCUGACCAUCAUGCUCGAAGGAAUCGAGGUGGCGUGGGAGGAAGCCGGCCAUACCUUCACAUUGCACGUCGGCUCGGGCCUUCGCCAGGGAGAGGAGCUCCAGAAUACUGCGACCAAGGAACUUGAGGUACCCAGUCACUUCACCGAAGUGGCGCACCCUUUACCCGCUCGGAAUGCUGGCCCACUUUUGGAAGAGAGGUUUCACAUCGGGCAUUUCCACUUCAAGCUUCCCGAUCCGUCGAUUUCUAGGAGCAAAGGGUACUCGGUUCACCUCGAUCAUAAGUACAACGGCGAGAUGGCGUCGAAGCAUCAUCUCGGACAAAACGGAUACGAAGCAACGAGCCACUGCAUCAAUUGCGGCUCAUCAGGCCGCAUCGAUAUCAGUUUUCGCCUCCGCAUUAAGUGGUUUGACAUCAAGGAGAUGGGCAUCUACGCAACCGCGUUCAACGUCGGCGCACGACUGCAGUGGGAUCUUAGCUUGAAGGUGAGCUCGUUCAUCGCUGCUCAUCCUCUGUAUCCUUGAAUCCAUUCUAUUCAUAUCUGGGUCAAACCCGUUGACAUGGGUAUCUCCUCCAUCUCGGCGUUCGUAGGCCAACACGAUCGCAUCGCUCGAUUUCGGCGGCAACAUCUUCGAAUUCCCCUUCCCUGGUCUUGGCUUCGAAAUCCCCAAAAUUUUCAAAAUGGGCUUGAUCGCGUCGGUCGGGUGGGGCAUCGGCUGCCGCAACUACACAGGGCAUCUUGAGAUGAGUCAUGGUAUCCAGUUCCGCAUACAGGACGGGGCGGAGGCGCAUAUCGACUUGGUCAGAGGCAUCGGUGGUAACGGCCAUUGGAGGCCGCAGGUAUGGUCGGCUCCUUUGCACAUCGAGGGCAAGGUCAAGGCCAAUCCAGCCGCUUCUGCGGGUAGUACGGUAGGGUUCGAGAUGGAAUUGUUCAAAACCAGUGAGUUACGCCCCAACCGUAAAUCGAGUAAUUGUCAAUGCUCGUCGCUGACAGCAGCUUGCUCGCUUGUUCGUACUUCUUGUCAUCGCCCGCAGCCCUUGCUGCGGGUCUGCGCAUCAGCGCCCCUAGUGCGGUGUUCCUCGUGAAACUCAACGACGCGAAUAAGGGGCCAUGCGGGCAAAGGACUCACCGUCCCUCAAUUCAAGUCGACGCAAUUCUUUUGGUGUACCUUGGGAUGUCGGGGGGUCUCAAUGGGGCUUUUGCCGGCUCUGAACCGAUCGGCAAGCGAGGUUUAAUCGACGGCGGUGUCCACACAUCGAAGAAUAACCAGACUCGUCGCGAGCGCCUACUCGACAUGUCGUGGAUGGAACCCAUCUUCACCGAAGAAGAGUUCAGUGAAGUCCUCGAAUCAAAUGACGUCGAUGUGAGCGCACAUGCCGCCCACCUCAAUUCUUCGAAGCACUCGCUUCACCCGCGCCGGUUGGGUUUCUUCGCGAAUCUUCCCAUCUAUCAUCACAGCUGGCCCCUGAUCAAAGAACUCUGCAUCUCUAUCGACCCGCACGUUCCUCCCCAAAAACGCUCGCAUCCUCGCGACUUGCUCAUCGGUCCAUGA